Molecule: messenger RNA, 1023 nt
Organism: Mesorhabditis belari
Lineage: Eukaryota; Metazoa; Nematoda; Chromadorea; Rhabditida; Rhabditidae
Source: the annotation of a GenBank genome assembly
AUGAACUCAUUUCAUAUUUUUGAGCUCUAUAUUUUCAUUAGCUGCUUUAUUGUCGCAUUUUCACAGGAUUUCAAAACAAAAGCAAAGGCCAGUUUACCCAAAUGGUGUCUGGAAAGAUCUUGUUAUGAGUACAACGAGACACUGGCUAAUUACGAUACUCAUGCCUUUGCUUGUAUAAAACGAGGAGGAAAUCUUGCGCACAUUCCCACAAAACGAGUCAACGAUUUCUUGGCCGGAAUUGUGAUAUUAGCAAGAUUACAACACACACCAUUCAUUGGAUAUCACUUUAAUGUUUAUCGUGGUUCUUAUGAAUGGAUUAGCGGACAUUCAAUUGGAUAUCAACCGAAAAUCGACACCUCAAAUAUUGCUUACGCGUAUUGGACAAGUGAAGCGGCUGCUGUCAUCAAUUCAAGAGGCCAAUGGGUUUUGUACCGAAAAAACUCAGUGACAAGCUCAGCGUUUUGUGAAAUCCCCCUUAUCAAUCAAAAUAACUUUCAAGAAAGUUUCGAAGCGAACUUUUCAAAAUUGGUCGAUGCAGCUUUGGCGAAACAACGUCAAAACAAACUCGAUGUUCUGGAAAUUUUGUUAUACAACGGUCGACUUUUUGCAAAGAAUAUCAGCAUGGACAAAAUCGGCAAUUUUCAGGAAGAACUUGUGGAUCAACAAGAGAUAAUUCUGUUCUUGCUUCAACAAAUCCACGAUUUUUAUAAGGAAAUUGAUGUCACAAAUAUUGAAGCGAUUUCUCAAUUGAAUCAAACAAAAUUGGCUAGUAAACAUGAACUAGAAGAGAUAAUGAAACGAAUUCACUCAAAUAAAAUAAAGAAUCGAUUGCUUCUCAUUUUAAUGUUUACUUCAUUUGCACUUUUAUUUGCUGCAAGUUUUUAUUAUUGGAGAAAUGAAAAGAAAAGUUCACUUCUCAUCACGAUUUCUACACCAAAUCCAUCACCAAUCGUUCGUUUUGAGCGUUUAGAGCACAAUGCUGACGACGUUCUUUAUAUCGAAAAUCCCGUCUACAAUUAUGUU